AAAUACUCGCCCCAAAAGAAUUAUGAGGAUGUUACAUUUGAAAAUAUCACUGUUAUCUGUUUUCAUCUGCGUAGUUUACGCUAAAGUACGGGAUUCUAAUGAAGAAAGUCUGAAUAUAAUAAGCGCGCCAAAUUCCUCCAAGUCAUUGAAGGCUAGAAACUAUAAGCCGAUAUGGAACGAUCUGGAUACCCGCCCGCUUCCUCAGUGGUACGAUGCCGCAAAAAUUGGCAUUUUAGUGCACUGGGGUGUAUAUUCUGUGCCUGGUUUAAAAUCAGAAUGGUUUUGGCAUUAUUGGCAAAAUGGUGAUAAAGAAAUACAAGAAUUUAUGAAAAAUAAUUACGUCAAUGGGUUUACUUAUCAAGAAUUUGCACCUGGGCUUACGUCUGAGUUAUUUGACCCAGACGAAUGGGCUGCGAAUUUCGCUAAAGCUGGAGCAAAGUAUGUAAUUCUCACUUCUAAACAUCACGAUGGCUUUAGUUUGUUUCCGUCCAAGCGUUCAUUCAGUUGGAAUGCGGUGGAUAUAGGUCCUAAGUUGGAUAUUGUCAAAAGCCUAGGCAAGUCCGUGAAGAGAGCCGGCAUGAAGUAUGGCGUUUACUACUCCUUGUAUGAGUGGUAUAAUCCAAUAUACAUAGAUGACAAGAUGACACAUUUCGAAACAAGCGCAUACACAGACAAUAAGAUGUGGCCAGAUAUCAAACAGAUAAUCGAAGACUACAAACCCUCCAUACUUUGGUCUGAUGGAGAUUGGGAAGCAAGUGAUGCUUACUGGAAAUCUCCAGAACUCUUAGCUUGGCUGUACAAUGAGAGUCCUGUUAAGGAUGACAUAGUGGUAAAUGAUAGAUGGGGCAAUAACACAAAUUGUCUACACGGAGACGUUUAUAACUGCAGUAAUUCGAACCCUAAGAAGCUGCUUGAGCACAAAUGGGAGAAUGCUUUCUCUUUGGAUAAGAAGUCUUGGGGCUAUAGACGGAAUAUGAAGCUAUGUGAUGUUAUGAGUAUCAACGAAAUAUUGGAAAAUGUCGUAACGACAGUGAGUCGCGGUGGGAACGUGCUAAUCAACGUCGGACCUAUGAAAGAUGGAAUUCUAGAACCUAUAUUCCAAGAACGACUUUAUCAGUUGGGCGAGUGGGUGGAAAUUAACGGCGAAGCAAUAUACAAUACUUCACCAUGGUUUAUUCAAAACGAUCAUUAUAAUAGAGAUGUUUGGUACACUUGUACCAAAGAGGAAUACAACUAUAUCAAUCCCGUGGAUAUACCACGAGAAUCAGAUGUUGUUACAGCAGUAUAUGUAAUUUUUUUGAAUUGGCCUGCAAACAACAAUUUGAAGGUCAGCAAUUUGGUGUACCAUUUGCAGAAGGGCUUUUAUGAAAUCACCUUUCUUAAUACUGUAGACUUCAAGAAUCUACGUGUAAGCAUCUUUACAACCUUCUAG
This is a messenger RNA of Hyposmocoma kahamanoa, 1432 nucleotides long. RefSeq names its product tissue alpha-L-fucosidase-like. Gene Ontology annotation, molecular function: alpha-L-fucosidase activity. Bases 23 to 1432 code for a protein of 469 amino acids. Gene Ontology annotation, cellular component: lysosome. The record is from RefSeq and is a predicted model, not a curated record. The transcript is spliced from 6 exons. NCBI's taxonomy places the organism in Eukaryota, Metazoa, Arthropoda, Insecta, Lepidoptera, Cosmopterigidae. Gene Ontology annotation, biological process: glycoside catabolic process; fucose metabolic process.